UCCUGUCUUUUGCUCUCUGUGAAUCAUGGCCAUCUUCUUCUACUCAACCUCCUUCUUUCUUGGAGCUCUGCAAUUCUUGAUCUUUACUGCAAUUCUUCUCUUCAAAGUUGAUUCACUUUCCUUUACCUUCCCCAACUUCCAACAAAACAAUCCCAACUUGUUCUUUGAAGGCGAUAGCUUCAUCAGCAAUGGCGUUAUUCAACUCACGAAGAACCAAGCCGAUGGCCCGCUUACUGAGAGCUCCGGUCGAGCUUCCUAUACACAGCCGGUGCGUCUAUGGGAUGCCUCCACAGGACAGGUUACAGAUUUCACCACCCAUUUCUCCUUCAGAAUCAACACACUUAAUGAAUCUUUAUUUGGCGAUGGAAUCGCCUUCUUCAUCGUCCCUUACGAGGCCACAAUACCCACUAACUCAACAGGGGGAUUUCUUGGAUUAUUCAGCUCGUCUUCUGCUUUCGAUCCCUCUAAAAAUCAAGUUUUUGGCGUUGAAUUUGACAGCAAACAGGAUAAUUGGGACCCAAGUGACAAUCAUAUAGGAAUCAAUAUCAAUUCCAUUCAAUCUGCUACUCAUCUCGUGUGGAACACAAGCAUGAAAGACAACAGAACAGCCAAUGCAUGGAUAACUUACAAUUCCGCCACUAAAAACCUGUCUGUGUUUCUAACUUACAUUAAAGAUCCAAUUUUUACAGGAAAUUUCAGCAUCUCAACUUUUAUUGACUUGAAAACCUUGUUGCCUGAAAGGGUCAGAAUUGGUUUCUCCGCUGCCACAGGUAAAUGGUUCCAAAUUCAUAACAUGAUUUCUUGGUCAUUCAACUCCACAUUGGACGAUGAUAAGAACAAGAACAAGAACGUUGGCUUGGCAAUUGGCCUAGGUGUCGGGCUUGGCUUUUUGAUAUGUGGGUUGAGCUUGUUGGGGGCUGUUUGGUGGAGCAAACACUCAAGUGGGCAAAUGGAAGACAUGGAUGAUUCUAUAAAUGAUGAGUUUGAGCGAGGAACAGGCCCAAAAAGGUUCACUUAUAGGGAAUUAACUCAAGCGACAAAGAAUUUUGAUGAGGCCGGCAAGCUUGGAGAAGGAGGGUUUGGAGGUGUCUACAAGGGUUUGUUGACAGAAUCCAAUAUAGAAAUAGCGGUGAAGAGGGUAUCAAGAGGCUCAAAACAGGGGAAAAAAGAGUAUAUUUCUGAAGUGAAGAUCAUUAGUCGUUUGAGACAUAGGAAUCUUGUUCAAUUAUUUGGUUGGUGUCAUGAAAAAGGUGAGUUUCUAUUGGUUUAUGAGUUCAUGCCUAAUGGUAGCUUGGAUACUCAUCUCUUUAGAGGUAAAACCAUGCUAAGUUGGUCAAUUAGGAACAAAAUUGCAUUAGGAUUGGCUUCUGCUCUGCUUUAUCUUCAUGAAGAAUGGGAACAAUGUGUGGUGCAUAGAGAUAUCAAGUCGAGCAAUGUAAUGUUGGACUCGAGUUUCAAUGCCAAGCUCGGCGAUUUCGGCCUUGCGAGGUUUGUCGACCAUGAGCUUGGCUCACAGACAACGGUUCUGGCUGGGACAAUGGGAUAUCUUGCACCUGAAUGUGUGACGGAUGGUAAGGCUAGUAAGGAAUCAGAUGUUUAUAGCUUUGGUGUGGUGGCUCUUGAGAUUGCGUGUGGGCGGCGGCCCGUGGAGUCGAGGGCGGGACCGGAUCAGGUGAGGCUUGUAGAGUGGGUGUGGGAGAUGUAUGGCAGAGGACAAGGCUUGGAAACUGUAGACAAGAGGCUGGGAAUGGAGUUUGAUGAGCAGCAAAUGGAGGCUUUGAUAGUUGUGGGAUUAUGGUGUUGCCAUCCUGACUUCAAGUUCCGGCCCUCCAUAAGACAGGUGAUUAAUGUUCUAAACUUUGAAGCUCCAUUGCCUGCAUUGCCCUCCAAGUUGCCCGUGCCGAUGUACUUUGCACCGCCAAUGACUUUGUGUAAGUUCUCGUAUACAUCGACGGGAACGUCCGUGGAUAGAAGUAAGUGUUCGUGUAGUAACUGUUCGGCUUACACUACGCAAUCUUCAGGAUCAGGUGUGUCACUUUUGAAACUACCAAAACCAGAAUAA
Messenger RNA from Cucurbita pepo subsp. pepo (vegetable marrow), 2062 nucleotides. Its product is annotated as L-type lectin-domain containing receptor kinase IX.1-like. Gene Ontology annotation, biological process: protein phosphorylation. The record is from RefSeq and is a predicted model, not a curated record. NCBI's taxonomy places the organism in Eukaryota, Viridiplantae, Streptophyta, Magnoliopsida, Cucurbitales, Cucurbitaceae. Gene Ontology annotation, molecular function: carbohydrate binding; ATP binding; protein kinase activity.